Lithohypha guttulata is the source of this 954-nucleotide messenger RNA. RefSeq names its product putative secondary metabolism biosynthetic enzyme. Lineage: Eukaryota; Fungi; Ascomycota; Eurotiomycetes; Chaetothyriales; Trichomeriaceae. The transcript has 2 exons. Gene Ontology annotation, molecular function: delta(3,5)-delta(2,4)-dienoyl-CoA isomerase activity. Gene Ontology annotation, cellular component: mitochondrion. Bases 1 to 954 code for a protein of 317 amino acids. The record is from RefSeq and is a predicted model, not a curated record.
AUGGUGGUCCCUCACGUGACAUUGGAAAACUACCUCGGCAGGCACGACGAUACCUCUUCGGCAGGACCGCAAACAUACCUGGUAAGAAGUUGCGAGAUGUCGAUUGACAAGGCUCCUAAAGCUCCUCACUUCAACGUCACCUCACCAGCACCAUAUGUUGUCCACAUCGAAAUCAACAGGCCAGCCAAGCUGAAUGCCUUCUACAACCCCAUGUGGUACGAGCUAAAAGGGCUCUUCGACUUCUUCUCACAUGAUCCGGAAACUAGGGCAAUUCUGAUAUCCGGCGCCGGAGACCGUGCAUUCACUGCUGGGCUCGACGUUCAAGCAGCCUCUGAUCCAUCCAGCUCGGCACUCUCUUCCACAGGCCAUUCAGAUGCAAGUCGUAAGGCCACACACCUAAGACGACAUAUCCUCGAGCUUCAAGACGUCAUAAGCACGGUGGCUCGAUGCGAGAAGCCCACCAUUGCCCUGUUACAUGGUUACACCUAUGGUCUUGGCAUUGACCUGAGCAGUGCGUGCGAUAUCAGGUUUUGCGCCACUGACACCAAGUUCUGUGUGAAGGAGGUAGAUAUUGGUCUGGCUGCAGAUGUUGGCACGCUAUCGAGGCUGCCCAAGGUCAUCGGUCUGACGUCGUUCUGCAAGGAGGUUUGUCUCACGGCUCGACCUUUUAGCGCAGAUGAAGCCUUUCACAACAAUUUUGUCAGCAAGGUCGUUUCGGGUGGAAAGGGACAACUUGUUGAAGCAGGUCUGGAGCUUGCCAAGCUUAUAGUGACGAAGAGUCCUGUCGCGGUCCAAGGCACCAAGAAUAUUCUCGAUGCUGCUUGGGGAAGGACGGUCGAAGACAACUUGAACUAUACCGCUGUGUGGAAUGCCGGUAUGCUGCAAAGCAGUGACGUGGAACGAGCCAUGCUCAGUGGUCUGCGGCGAAAGACGCCUACGUUCGAAAAGUUAUGA